CCUUCCUCUCUCUCAACCCGCGGAGAACGCGCGGGCUGGCUACGGUUCCAACGGUCACGUCUGGUGAGCUUCUUGCCAGCCUGGGAAUCGUUCACCGUCUUUUGUCGAGUCUACAUCUACAAUGGCUCCGAACCUCCGCUCCUCCUCCCGCGCCAGGUCAAAUACUUCUCGACCAGCUACUCCUCUGAACGUGCAAGCGGCCGUGAAUUCUUCUUCUCUUACAGACUCUGCAAGACCCAGGAAGCAACGGCGUACUGGUCGAACUUCACGGAUUGGAGUCGAGUCGGCGCAAGAUGAACCUCGCGAGGAUCAAGGACAGCAUGAGCUCCCAGGAGCAGCAGGACGACAGUCGACUGACGUCCGGACACCUACACCAACCACUGACUGGACUGAACCUCCUCUGCGUGCUGCAGCACCUAGCUACGUUGACACUCCCUGGUCAGCCGUCUCAAGCUCUGCCAACCCCGUCCUGUCAGAUAUGCGACCUCUAGGGGCUAUGCCUAAUGCUAGCGAUCUCCGGAAAGCUGGACUUUCAUCAUCUACCACCAAAACAACUCCUCGUUAUAUCAUCGUAAAGAAACGGACCAACACUGGUGCCACUGUCGCGAAUGGCAAUCACGUCAGAGAACGACCGAAAUCUGCUUCAGCGUCAACUGAAGAGCCGGCAAAGGGUACAGCCAAUUCCAAGCCCAGCGCCAACCAGCUCCCCGAGAACACGACGGAGACCGACGCCUUCGACCUACGGGCACUCCCGGUUCCCCAUUCGGCGCAGUACAACGUCGAGAAAAUCAAGUCGGUGGUUGAGAAUGCUCUCCGCCUGGCUGAGGCUUCUGGGGACCGGGCAGUUGCCCGUGGUCUUCGUCGCUUGUGGACCGAGAGCGACAAGAACGGCUUUUUCCUCUCCGUUCUCGACGGGGUGGCCCGUCAACAACCGGCCGACGAGCACAAAUCGGCGUUCCAGGGGGCGAUGCGCGAGGCCUUCAAGUCUCUCCGCGCAGAAGAGCAGUCUGCCGGCAAGGUCAGCACGCCCCCUCGGACCCGAACCCGCUCGGCCACGGCCACCUCGUCCCUGUCGUCGGCAAAGUCGCUCGACGCAGACACCUUUGCGCCGGCCAUGGGCGCAGGAGAGAAACCUCCCCCCAAGCCCAAGGGCAAGGGCAAGGAGCCUCUCCUGCGUUCGACCGCACUCCCGGCCAGCGAGGCCUCUCAGCAGCGCAAACGCGCUAGGCAAGAAGACCCCGAGUUUUCGGAGGAGGCCAUCGCCGAAAAGAAGAGUCGUCUGCGUCGGACGUUCUCGGAUCUGGUAGCUCGAGAGAGCCGCCUGCGGUCCUCGUUGGGACCAGAGAGCCGGUCGUCUCCUGGUCCGGAGUCGGGGACUCCCAACGGUGAGAGGGUCAGGGACCCUCGAACCCGCGGUGAGUCCCAGGACAACAACGACUUCUGUCGGCAGUGCGGCCGAAGUGGGCAGCUCCUCUGCUGCGAUGGAUGCGUCAACUCCUACCACUUCUCCUGCUUGGCGCCCCCCCUCGACCCGGCCAACUUGCCGGAGGGAAAGUGGUUCUGCCCCUCAUGCUCGAUGAGCGGGCCUUUUGGGGCGUUGCUGGAAGCAUUGGACAAGGCUCCCGAAAGGGACUUCCAGCUCCCCCUCAAGACCCGGACCUACUUCGAGGGCGUCAAGACGGGAGAAGAUGGGAGGUACGAAGAGGUACACCCGCGUGUCAAGAACACCGCCCGCGCAAGGGGCGGUCGUUACGGGUUCCUCGACGACCAGUACCGUCUGCGGCUAUUCGAUUCGAAGAACAAGUUGAUCGUCUGUGUCGCUUGUGGCCGUACCACGAACGGGGUUCGCCCGAUCGUCCAGUGCGACUACUGUCCAUGUGCAUUCCACAUGGACUGUGUCGAUCCACCACUGGCGAUCCCGCCGCCGCAGAAGCCCGGCAGUGACAAGGCUCACCACAACUGGAUGUGCCCCAACCACGUAGAGCACGAGCUGUACAAGAUCGCACCCGGAGAGAACGGAUAUGGGCGUGCCCAUCGAAUCCGCCGGCCCCGCCAUCCACGCGUGGUUGAUGUCGACGUCCUGCCGGAGGACAGCGAGGCGGAGGAGCUCGAGGAGCAGGAGUCGCAGGGAAUCGUGUACCGCGUCUCGGAGAAGGGGCUCAAGCUCAAUUUCAUCGAGCGUAUCAAGCGCGAGAACUUGGAAGCCGAGAUUCGGGCCGCUGGGGCUGCUCAGUACAGUGAGUAUGCCAAGAAGAAGCUGGACCAUCUCGUCGAACAGGCGACUGCGUUUUACGCCUCCCAGCCUCCCACUUCGGAGGUCUUCGACAACAACGACGCCGCAGCAGACGUCCUGGCCUCUCGGUCGGCAGCUGAUCGUGAAGCUGCCAUGAACCUGGCAUCUUUUGCCCAGGGGAACCAGGCCACGACGAACCUGCAGCCUGACAAGAUCGGCACGUUGAUUGACCAGCUACGAGCCAACGCUCCCAAAGACCUUCCCAAGGCAGAGACCGAGCUUGAGUCCCUCCACGCUCUACAAGAGCUCAUCAACCGUCGUAUCCAGACGCUCACCGGCAGUUCGUCUGACUGAACAAUACCAACAGGAGAACCGGCCACUAUCUCGACUUCAUCAUCGGACCUCAUGUUCUUAUUAUGGCUCACCACGACUUACGCCUCACUUCACUCUCCUCUUCAUAUCUUCAUGUCACUCAGGGACGAAGAAAACAAAAAGUUGAAGCAAAUGCGUCUUCUUAUCUCUUUUCAAUCGGCGAACGCACAGCGAUGU
This is a messenger RNA of Paecilomyces variotii, 2782 nucleotides long. Its product is annotated as putative PHD finger domain protein. The transcript is spliced from 4 exons. The record is from RefSeq and is a predicted model, not a curated record. Gene Ontology annotation, biological process: regulation of transcription by RNA polymerase II. NCBI's taxonomy places the organism in Eukaryota, Fungi, Ascomycota, Eurotiomycetes, Eurotiales, Thermoascaceae. The coding region runs from base 122 to 2587 and encodes 821 amino acids. Gene Ontology annotation, cellular component: Rpd3S complex.